AUGAAGGUAGAGGACGGUCAUGCAGUCUUGACAAUUGUUGAACAAAACUCACGUCAAAGUGUCAGAGAAAUGUCUCAGGCACUUGGUGUCAGUACUGCAACGGUCUCCAGCAAUCUGCAGAAGAUUGUUACUUGUGACGAAAAGUGGAUCAAUUAUGAUAACCGUAAACGAACAGGUCAAUGGCUUGAUCGUGAUGGCUCCUCCAAAUAUUUCCCAAAGCCAAAAUUGCACCAGCAAAAGAUGGUGAUUGUCUGGUGGUCUGCAAUUGGUGUUAUCCAUCACAGCUUUCUGGAAGCCAAUCAGAGCAUUACAGCAGAGGUUUACUGCAAUCAACUCGCUGAAAUACAUGCUCACUUGCAAAAAAUGAUAUCUGCAUUGGUGAAUCGGUGUGGACCAAUUCUGCUUCACAAUAAGGCUAAGCCACAUGUUACAAGAAUGACGCUGCAGAAACUCACAGAUUUGGGAAACGAAACUUUACCACAUCCUCCGUAUUCUCCUGAUCUUUCACCUGCUGACUACACUUUUUUAAGCAUUUAA
Messenger RNA from Octopus sinensis (East Asian common octopus), 537 nucleotides. RefSeq names its product histone-lysine N-methyltransferase SETMAR-like. The record is from RefSeq and is a predicted model, not a curated record. Gene Ontology annotation, molecular function: nucleic acid binding. Lineage: Eukaryota; Metazoa; Mollusca; Cephalopoda; Octopoda; Octopodidae. The transcript is spliced from 2 exons. The coding region runs from base 1 to 537 and encodes 178 amino acids.